Molecule: messenger RNA, 609 nt
Organism: Melanaphis sacchari
Lineage: Eukaryota; Metazoa; Arthropoda; Insecta; Hemiptera; Aphididae
Exons: 4
Coding region: 1-609 (202 amino acids)
Source: RefSeq, a predicted model, not a curated record
AUGAAAUAUUUAUAUUUAUAUUUAUGUAUUUUUAUUUUUAUUAUUUUUAAGUUUGUGUUUGUUGAUGGUUCCGAGUUGAAAAAAAAUAAGUUUUUUCCAAAUUUACCAGUCGAUGAAUAUCAAGUAAUUAUUAAAGCAAUCAUAAUUUGUAAUUUACCAGAUGAUAAUUUGAUAAAUAAUUUAUAUUUGAGUAAAACAUCUAGUAACACAACUGAACUAAGAGGAAAUAUCACACUAAAAAAACCAUUAGAUGAUAAUUUAAAAGUGCAUAUGAAUAUGGCUGUUAAAGACUCAGUCGGAGGCUGGAAAAACAAUGCUCAUUUAAUAAGAUUUCAAAAGGCUUGCUCUCAAUUAAAGAAUAUUUUAGGAGAAGAGUGGCGAGUAUACUUGAAAUCUUUUGGAAUUAAUAGCUUUGAUUGUCCAAUUGUCCCGGGAUUUUACGUGUCAAAAGGCUACGAUCUUACCAAUGCUAUAAACCGUUCCAAUUUUCCAAAAAAUUUUUUUUAUGGAACUUACAAAACUAGUUUUCAUUUUACAGAUAAAUUUAAUGAAAAAUUCAGUUGUAUAACUUUUGUUAUAGAAGUAAAACGUCUAUGGGAAACAGAAUAA